Messenger RNA from Sardina pilchardus (European sardine), 993 nucleotides. RefSeq names its product pro-opiomelanocortin-1-like. NCBI's taxonomy places the organism in Eukaryota, Metazoa, Chordata, Actinopteri, Clupeiformes, Clupeidae. The record is from RefSeq and is a predicted model, not a curated record. The transcript is spliced from 2 exons. Gene Ontology annotation, molecular function: neuropeptide hormone activity. The coding region runs from base 1 to 642 and encodes 213 amino acids. Gene Ontology annotation, biological process: neuropeptide signaling pathway. Gene Ontology annotation, cellular component: extracellular region.
AUGCUGAGAGGAGUAAAGAUGCUGUGUCCUGUGUGGUCCUUGGCUGUGGCGGUGCUUUGCACCCUCACUAUGGAAGUCAGCAGUCAGUGCUGGGAGAGCUCCCACUGCCAAGACCUCAGCACAGAGGAGAACAUGUUGGAGUGCAUUCAGCUGUGUAGGCCAGAGCUCACACUCGAGGCCCCAGUCUACCCUGGCGAGGGCCACCUCCUCCAACCCCCUGAGCUGGAAGGGACCGACGCAGACUCCCUGGCCGUGCUCAAGCUCGCCUCAGCGGGCUCCCCCGAGGUGAAGCAGCGGUCCUACUCCAUGGGUCACUUCCGCUGGGGCCAGCCAAUGGAACAGAAGCGCCGGCCCGUCAAGGUGCCCAAGGAGUCGGCCGAGCUGUUGCCGGGGGAGAUGCCGCCCUCGGCGCUCGGCGUCGCGGACUACGGCGAGGCGCCGGAGGAGGAGAGGGCAGCACUGGCCGGGCCGCUCCCGCUCCCGCUCCCGCAGAAGAAGGACGGCUCGUACAGGAUGAGCCACUUCAGGUGGAGCGGCCCGCCGGCCAGCAAGCGCUACGGCGGCUUCAUGAGCCAGAAGCCGCCUCUCACGCUCUUUAAGAGCGCCAUCGGCGAGGACGGACAAGAGAAGACAAGUCAGUAAAGCGGGGCUGUGGAGGAGGAGGAGGAGGGGGGGUCGGUGGAGAGAAGGAGCGAGAGAGGAGAAGAAAUGGACGAGAGGAGAAAAAGUGAAGGAAAGAGAAGGUCAGAAAAGGAGAAAAAGACACAAGACACAUUUUGCCCUUGCUGUUUGUUUCCCUCUGUAAAGAGAGGACAUACUGUAUUUGCUUAUUCCUCCCCCUAAUAAUAAUACUAGCACACAGGAAGUAGAUUGCAUUGUCAUAUUAUCGGGAGUAUCAAAAGGCUUUGUUGACCACAAGAACUUUGUUUCCCAAGUUACCCCAUCAUUAUCAUCACUGCUCAAGAAAUAAAUUCUGAAUAUUGUACAUGUACA